AUGAUAGAUAAACACGGAACAAUUCAUUAAAAGGAGAUGGUGGUAGGUGGGCUAUAUAAGUUUGACUUAUAACCAAAAUUAAAUUAAAUAUAUAAAAAGUAGUAUUAAAAAAAGCUGUCUCUGGCUCUGACGUCUUUUCUCUUCAAGUCGCAGACUCGUCUUCCUCACAGCUCCUCCGGCGAUACUCUGCCUGCUCUGUAAGGAAGUCUUUCGAGAAGGUAUAAUCGAUCGAUUCAUCUCCCUCUCGUUUCUAUCUGAGAGGUAGAGGUAGAAGAUUCCAAUGAUCUCCAAAGCUUCUUCAUCUACCUCCACCAAUUCGUCGAUUCCUUCUUCUUCUAGGAUUGGAGGUCAGCUUUGUGUGUGGCCUGGAUUGAGACAUAUUUGCCUCAGGAAAAGCUUGUUAUACGGAGUUAUGUGGUUAUUCUCCAUGCCCCUCAAAACUCUUCGUGGAGCUAGAAAAACGCUUAAAGUUACUCACUUUUGUAGCAUCUCCAACAUGCCCUCUUCUUUAAAAAUCGAACUGGUGUCAUGUAGUAAGGACAGCUAUGCGUAUCUUUUGCACGAUGAAGACACUGGGACGGUUGGAGUCGUUGAUCCUUCUGAGGCUGCGCCUGUUAUUGAUGCCUUGAGCAGGAAGAAUUGGAACUUAACUUAUAUAUUGAAUACUCAUCAUCAUGACGAUCACAUAGCGGGGAAUGCUGAGCUGAAAGCUAGGUAUGGCGCAAAGGUGAUUGGCUCAGCUGUGGAUAAGGAUCGGAUUCCUGGAAUUGACAUACUUCUCAAGGAUAGUGAUAAGUGGAUGUUUGCUGGGCAUGAGGUUCGGGUAAUUGACACUCCUGGUCACACACAAGGCCAUAUUAGCUUUUACUUUCCCGGGUCAGCCACAAUAUUCACAGGAGACCUGAUACAUAGCUUAUCUUGUGGUACCCUCUCAGAAGGAACCCCCGAGCAGAUGCUUUCAUCACUCCAAAAGAUCGUGUCUUUACCAGAUGAUACAAAUAUAUAUUGCGGUCGCGAAAACACAGCAGGCAAUAUCAAGUUUGCACUAUCUAUAGAACCAAAGAAUGAAACUCUUCACUCUUAUGCAACCCGAGUCGCCCAUCUUCGCAGCCAGGGACUCCCUUCGAUUCCAACGACUGUUAAGGUAGAGAAAGCGUGUAACCCGUUUCUCAGAACAUUCAGCAAAGAAAUCCGUAGAUCUUUAAGCAUUCCAGACUCGGCAAACGAAGCCGAAGCACUGCGUUGUAUUCACAGAGCCAGAGAUCGUUUCUAAAGAAGCUUUGGGGGUUAUCUUCCUUAUUGUGUAUAUAUAGUUGGAAGUCAUCGUCUGCAAAGAUCAAUAUAUAUUAUAUGGUUUAGUGUUUUAUUUCAGUGACCAAUUGAAUUUGAUGUAUUAAAAAAAAGUAUUCAAAACAGAAACAGUUAUAUAAAUAUUUAGUUGGGCUCAGUUACUAAAUUAUGAA
Molecule: messenger RNA, 1463 nt
Organism: Brassica napus (rape)
Lineage: Eukaryota; Viridiplantae; Streptophyta; Magnoliopsida; Brassicales; Brassicaceae
Product: hydroxyacylglutathione hydrolase 1, mitochondrial
Exons: 8
Coding region: 281-1273 (330 amino acids)
Molecular function (GO): hydroxyacylglutathione hydrolase activity
Source: RefSeq, a predicted model, not a curated record